Molecule: messenger RNA, 4249 nt
Organism: Podarcis muralis (Common wall lizard)
Lineage: Eukaryota; Metazoa; Chordata; Lepidosauria; Squamata; Lacertidae
Gene: STK17A
Product: serine/threonine kinase 17a
Biological process (GO): protein phosphorylation; positive regulation of apoptotic process; intracellular signal transduction
Cellular component (GO): nucleus
Molecular function (GO): ATP binding; protein serine/threonine kinase activity
Source: RefSeq, a predicted model, not a curated record
CCUCCUCGCCGCUGCUUCGAGCUACCUCAGGCAAGAGCGAGCGGCAGAAGCCGGGCAGCGCCGCCUGCCUUCGCAUCCCUCCGAGGGCGGCGAGGGGCUGAGGAGGAGGAGGACGCCGCCUGUCCGCCCGCCCGCCCGCUCGCCUUCUUCCCUCUUCGGACUUCUCUCUCUCUCUCUCUCGCCAUGAGUCCCGAGGAGAAGCCUCCUCCGCCGCGCCGCUCCCGGGGCGGCCGGGCGCCCCCUCAGCCGCGGCGCGGGGGCCUCUUGACGGAGAUCCGGACGCGCAUCCUCACCGAGCCCUUCCAGGAGCGAUACUCCCUCAGCCCCGGCCGCGAGCUCGGCAGGGGGAAAUUUGCAGUAGUAAAAAAGUGUGUAAAGAAAGAAACUGAAAAAGAAUUUGCAGCAAAAUUCAUGAGGAAAAGAAGAAAGGGCCAAGAUUGCCGGAUGGAGAUAAUUCAUGAGAUUGCAGUUCUGGAACUGGCACAACGAAAUCGUUGGGUUAUUAACUUGCAUGAAGUAUAUGAAACACCAACAGAAAUUAUUUUGGUUUUGGAAUAUGCUGCUGGAGGAGAAAUAUUUGACCAGUGUGUAGCUGAAAGAGAUGAUGCCUUCAAGGAAAAAGAGGUUAAGCGUCUCAUGAGGCAAAUUUUAGAAGGUGUUUCAUUUUUGCAUCGAAAUAAUGUAGUUCACCUUGACUUGAAGCCCCAGAAUAUUCUGCUAACCAGUGAAUCACCGCUGGGAGAUGUUAGAAUAGUUGACUUUGGCCUCUCCAGAGUAAUGAAGAAUAGUGAAGAACUAAGAGAAAUUAUGGGAACACCUGAGUAUGUGGCUCCAGAAAUUCUGAGUUAUGAUCCAAUCAGCACUGCAACAGAUAUGUGGAGCAUUGGAGUGCUAGCAUACGUUAUGCUCACAGGAGUAUCACCUUUCUUGGGAAAUGAUAAACAGGAAACAUUCUUAAAUAUAUCUCAGAUGAAUGUUAAUUACUCUGAGGAUUUUGACCUUAUAUCUGAAUUUGCUGUGGAUUUCAUCAAAUCUCUUCUGGUUAAAAAGCCUGAGGAACGGGCAACAGCAGAUGAAUGUUUGGUACAUUCUUGGCUAGCACAAAUAGAUGUUCCUGAUACUAUAUACUGGAUAAAGAACACAGAGGAAGCAAACACUGUUGUUGUAAAUGAAGAAGCUUUUACUUCUGAAAAUUCUACAGAUGAAGAAAAAACAGAAGAGUCAUUAGUGUCAGAAGAGCUGAUUGUAGUAGCUUCAUAUACACUGGGCCAAUGUAGGCAAUCGGAAAAAGAUAAAAUUGUUGAACAGAAGACCAUUUCCAAGCGCUUUAAAUUUGAAGAACCAUUGCUGCAAGAAAUACCUGGAGAAUUUAUUUACUGAAUUGCAACUUGUUUCUGCUCUUUUGAGACCUUGAAACAUUAACUUGGGAGACCAAUUUAUGUAUUGCCAAAUGUACAUUUAUAUGCAAAUACAUUCCUUGAUAAAGUAGGAUUCAAAAGUCACAUGAGAAAACUGUGCCAAACAUCUUAAUUUUUGUGGAAGUGGUUUGUGUAUGCUUACCUUAAUUGGUCAGGCAGCAUUGCAGGAUGACACCCACCCACCCCACCAUGAUCUGGCAGCGGACUGUGUCUCGAGGGGUUUUCUCCAACUAGCACGAUGAAAAUUGAGUCGUUGCACUGGCAGGGGAAGCAGAUCGCAGCCUUCCCAAAAUUGGUCAGUCGUUGCAGGCUGCUUGGCUAGCUGGUCCACCUCUGGGGUACUUCACUUGGGCCAGUUUUCCACCUCCUUGUAUGGCACCAAAAAUAAUUUGGAUAUGCAGCCACAGAGUUGGGCAUGUGUGCUUGCUUUUUCAUCUUCCUGGGCUGCCGACUUGGUUUAACAUCCAGUGUCCAGAUUACGUGGCUGGGCCACAGGAGUAUGUGUUGGGAACAACUUACGCCUUUCCCGUCCUCUAGAAUGAAAGCCUGUUGUCUAGAUCUGUUAGUCAUCCAGCUGGGCAAAAAUGACCUGUACCCAUGGAAAGGCGCAUAGACCUGAUUUUGGCCAUCGUGGAUAACCUCAAGGCUCUAAAUGAACUAUACCCUAAAAUGGCCAAUGGCUAGAGGCACGUCAGUGGUGGCAUAUUCUGAAACUCGCUAAGAUUACCAAGGCAAGGAAGGUGGUAAACUGCAGUGGUGCACAGAAUUGAGGCAACUGGCAGAAGGGUGAUUUGGCACCCAGACAUCACUUUUGACAAAGAUGUGCUUUUCAGGCAUGAUGGUGUGUACCUGUCAGGCAUGGGUAAUGAUGUCUCAAAUGCUCUCAAAAUAUCAUUGAGGGCCUUAGGUCCUGGUUGCAGAUGUAGGGGGUUUUGCAACCAGCCAAGUUUGGCUUGAGUGGUGGUUUAGGCAUUGGGGUAAGCCUUUGUCUUUGGUGGAGAGGGGGGUGUAGCCUCUGCCUGCUCCUCCAGUAUUCAGGGGUGACCCCUUAAAGGGAUCUGGUAGGAGUCGCAUCUCUCCAGAAGCCCAGGCUGGGGCUAGGGCCAUAGCAUCCUCAAGGCGGCAGCCCUGCAGGGGAUUCCUACUUGAUGUGUGUGCCUAGGGUUGACCCCUAACAGGUAUACCCCAGCAGGCAUGCUGGUAGUUCAGUGGUUAUACCCCAUGCAUAUGCUAAACCUCUACAUCUGUAACCAGUAAGGUUGUGGCCCAAUUUUACCCUAAGCAAUGUUGUCCUGUUUAUUCGGGUGAUGGGUGUGCGGGGAGGGGUGCCUGUGCCAUGCAAGUUAAAUGCCAUUACAGAAAAAAACAGAAAGCAGUAGUUCUUUUUUCUUCUCCUGUUGGUAUGUGUAAAGCUUUUGUACUAUAUCCUGUGUUUUAACUAUUCAUGGUUGGGGUUGCUGUCCCAGUGCACGUGACCAUUGAUAAGUAUCCCACUUGUUUGGACAAGCUGAUAAACAUUGAUUUUCACCAAGUGCAGCAAAGUAUCAAAAUAUGGUUAUGCCCAAAUUCUAAGUUGCUAUUAGACGUAGCUAUAGACUAAUCCAAAGUCCUGAACCACUGUGCUGGGCAGGAUUUGGAUGUGGCAGACGUCCCUCUGCUGGGCUUUGCUGGGCCUACUGAAAUGGUGGGUGGUACAACUGCAGGCUGUAGCCAGUAGUAGAACCUCCAAAAUGAGCUGGCUCUUGGGUAGGGAGGGAGUGGAGCUGGUGAAAAUAAGCACUCCUCCCAUUACUUCUCCCCUGGCCAGCAUGAGCCGCAGUGCUUUGGAUGCGGUGGUAGCCCCACUAUUCCACUUAGCCUGCUCCUCCUGGCUGAGAGUUAGGAUUGCUCCAUAAGCUGGUUUCUUUUCUUUAUGCUGGUUUAAGUCUUCUAUCGCAGAGCAUAAACUUUUAUCAUUGUUUCCAGCACAAAUUAAAAAGGCAAAUUUUCAAGUGCUGUGUGUGUCUGUCCCAUUACCUUUCAGUUUGCAUUGUACAGUAGUAAACUUGGUAAAAUAUUUGAGUUUUUAAAUGUACUUCUAACAAGGCCAGCUUGAUCUUGGUUGGCUGCUUGGAGACUUUGCUGUACUCUGUUAUAUUAACUUGCUGUGCCUUAAGGUUGGCUUUGUGCAGUUCACAAAUCGUUGCAAGUUUGUAUAAUGAUGUGGAAGUCUAAUGUAAGUUAUAAGCAAAAUUUAAGUAACUCUGUAUUGGAAAAAGUAGCUAAUACGUAGGGAUGCCAAUUAAUUCCACAAGCGUAAUACUGUCAAUCUGAAAUGCUACAGUACAAAAAUUAACCUUAUGAAAAAUGUAAAUAAGUGCCUGUAUAAAGUAGGAAGGGGAAAUUCUCCAAAUGUAGAAAAAGGGAUUCUGGGCUCUGGUUCCUGUAGCUGCAGUUCAUAAUGUUCUGAAAUGAGUUGUCCUUUCUCAUAAGCUAUGGUGCUUUUCUUACAGGAACUACUGAGUUUCUGAGAAGCAGCACAUGGGUUUAGCUGGAUCAAUUGCAAAUUACCACCUCUAGGUAUCAGAUACCUGGGAUGGCAGAGUUAAAUUAGAUUAUGAUCAACUCCUUCUAAGUACUCUAUAGUUAUCUAAGGGAAAGAUGAAAUGAGAUCCAAAGCAAAAUUAGUCAGACCAAUUUUAAGUUAUAGUAACGUAAAGAAGUGCUGUGCCUUUAAAUAUUUCUGAAAACUCCUGGCAGAUGUAUGCUUACUGUGUGCCUUUAAACACACAAGAUCGGUUGGCAAAUGUGAAACCAUUUGCUUUAAUGUAAUAAACUGGUUUUUCCUGUUC